AUGUCUAUUCUCAGACUCAGUGGCUUCUUGGCUACUGCUCUUCUGGGCUCUCGUUCGCUCGCACAGUCAUGUGAUUCAUAUGGUAUCGACUUCCAGAGCAACGGAAACUACUUUCAAAAUAUCAGCUCACCGGACGCUUUCACCUUCGCCUCGCUCUUCGAGGGUUGUGGCAAUGAUGUUGCAAACAACAUUCUCGUCGACCCCAAUGGCGAUGAAUAUCAAUGCACAGAUACACCUCUCCAACCUGAUGAUGUCACGCAGCUAUCGACUUGUCCCAUGGACAAGAAUCAACUCUGGUCUGGCGAUUGGUCAGUCUUGAUCAUCUCAAACAACGGAGAUGCCGAUCCUAUUGCAUAUGAGCGUGAUUUCUACCUCACUGUUGGCAUUCCCUCCACGAUAACAUACACACCCACGGUGACCAUCUUCAAAACCACAACGCCGGUUGUCUUGAUCACUGCAACAUCGACCAUCAUUUCAACAACCACACUGCUAGCAAAGACCACGAGUGUUGCAUCCGUGACUAAGUCUCCUACUGUGACCAUCACACCUGCCAGUGCCACAGUCGUGGUGACAAAGACAGCAACUCUCCAGACGACUGCCUACACUUUGAAGCCAGUCGCAAUCACCAAGACAAAGACCGCCACUUGCUCCAUACCUACUACUGCACAACACCCUGACCCCACUGCCACAAUCACACCCAGCUUGGUCACUGCAGCGGCUCUAUCUACGGAUACUACUGCUUCUUCCACCGCAGCUGCCAGAUUCCGUCGUGGUCUGUUCGAUCGCGCUGUGCCACUUGACCGUGCAGCUAGAAUUGCCGAGCGUAAGGCUAGAAGAGAAGCGAACGACAAGAUCCAGAAACGUGCUCCUGAUACUGCAACCACUACCGUGACAGAGCUCAACACUGCCUUGUACAUUACUUCCACUUCCGUAUCCACCGAUGUCGCAACCACCAUCACCUCAACUUCCGUCGCAACUGCCACCUCUACCGUAACACCCCCAGUCGUCACAGUAAAGAGCGGCACCACCACCCUAUCUGUGGUGACCGUCAUGCUCAAACAGUCCACCACGACAAAGACUGUCAUGACCGUCUCAACCACCACCGUCAAGACCAUAACUUCUUCACCCACGGUUACAGUGACGAUCACUAGCACUAAUGCUAGAAGUGCUGUUGCUUGUACUGCAAAGGGUGGGCAGAUGAACUAA
Molecule: messenger RNA, 1206 nt
Organism: Aureobasidium subglaciale EXF-2481
Lineage: Eukaryota; Fungi; Ascomycota; Dothideomycetes; Dothideales; Saccotheciaceae
Exons: 4
Coding region: 1-1206 (401 amino acids)
Source: RefSeq, a predicted model, not a curated record